This is a messenger RNA of Heterotrigona itama, 950 nucleotides long. The record is from the annotation of a GenBank genome assembly. Lineage: Eukaryota; Metazoa; Arthropoda; Insecta; Hymenoptera; Apidae.
AUGAAUGUUAGCAUAGCAAGAUGAAUGUUAACAUGGAAGAAACUUAGGACUUCAUUAGACUAUAAAAAUAUUACAGAUAUCUAAUUUGAUAUCUACUUUUAUUUAAAGCUGAGAACUUAAAUUUCUAAACUUAAGUUUAAUAGAAAGACCAAAGAUAGUUUUACAAAAUUUUAGUUGGAUUGCAGCUUGUAGUGGCUAUUGAAGAUAGUAGUUUCCUACAUACCUGGUGAAGUACAAACUGGUGGGAAGUCACAGAAAAAAGUUCAAAAAAGAGAGAAAAAAGGCCACGGAGGCGAAAAGGAGGAGGUUGAAGGUGGCGGUGGUACAAAGGAACAAAAUCCCGAGGGUGGGGCAAGCGAUCCACGAUGCGGGAGAGUGAAACCGCCCCCACCUGCUUCCCCAAUCACAGGCUCCGCCUCCAGAAAGCCGCAUGACGUCACACAGACACUUGUUACGCCUUGCUGGUACAUUGGAUUGCUACUUGGACCUUGCUAACCUGGAAAAGUCACCCUUUUCAACCCUUACUAAUCUAUGGCUAUCUUUAUCUAAGUUUCAAGCUACAAGAAUAGAAAUAUUGUCUCUUAUUAUUUUGUCUCUUUUCGAUAAGUUUUAUAUGAUUCUAUCUGAAUAAGACACUGUUGAAAAAAUAGUUAGAUGCUACUUACCAAUCUUCUUCUAUAAUUAAUUUUCAUCAGAUGUUACUCUACUAAAAAUUAGAAUACUUUAGUAUUUGAUUUAUUUUAAAACGUUAGAAUAACUAAAAUUAAGUAUAAUACCUAAUUUACUAACCUGUAUAGAAUAAUCACCCUUUUCAUAAUUUUUUUAAUUUAUUCUCCAACCUGCAAAAAUCAAAAUAUUCUAUAUUAUUACGUUUAUUUUCGCUACUAAAAUUUCAUAGAAUUCUGUUUUAUUUUAAAACAUUAAAAUAAGAAUAAAGGUUAGGUGAGUAG